AUGGCCGAUUUCUUCAAAUCCUCGUCGUCGGCUUCGCCUUCGCCUACUCCUCAAGAUGCCCUCGCUCGCAAAGAGGCUGUCAUGACAUCUAUCCGGAACGAGCUUGCUCUCGCAAACGCGCAGGAGCUCAUGAACAAAACAAACGAAAAAUGUUACGCAAAAUGCGUUACCAAGCCCUCCACUUCGCUGUCGGGCUCUGAGGAGACAUGUCUGGCUCGCUGUCUGGAUAGGUAUAUGGAGGCUUUCAACAUCGUCAGCCGGGCAUAUACCACUCGGCUCAGCAAAGAGCGUCUUACUGAGACCCAGAUAUAAGUCGCGACCUUGGAGUUCAGCCCCGUCCCUGGUCUAUGCGUGAAGCCACGAACCGAGCGCGUAUGAGCAUCCCGCGGACUAUAGCAUCCUCCGGCCCCUGGCCCCUGGCCAGACAUGGACGUAUGUUCCCAUGUAAUAUACAUAUUUAUUACACCCCCUGCAGUCUUUGCCGCACUCGCUCAAGAGUAACCUCAGCUCUAGAUUACCUAUCAUCUGUUACGCAGUCGUUCUAGUGGUCAGCUAGUAGUUCGUGCAACGCGCUGCAUAAUGAUUUUCGUUCCCAC
This is a messenger RNA of Stereum hirsutum FP-91666 SS1, 596 nucleotides long. RefSeq lists its product as uncharacterized. The coding region runs from base 1 to 312 and encodes 103 amino acids. The record is from RefSeq and is a predicted model, not a curated record. The transcript has 5 exons. NCBI's taxonomy places the organism in Eukaryota, Fungi, Basidiomycota, Agaricomycetes, Russulales, Stereaceae.